AUGGAGUUCUACGCCGGCGACCUGGUUCCAUGGCUAGAAAACCAGACCUCGAACCUUGCCACCGGAUCCGCCAGCGCGUCAGUAACCAUUGCCAUGGAUGCGUUGGUGCCAAGCUCCAACACCCAUCUGCAAACGCUACGGUGUGGUGGAUGGCUGGGUUGUCACAAAACGAGAGGAGCAGUCUCUCUUUUCCGACGACCCUUUGUGGGUCUUGUUCUAGUUGUUGGCAGCGAUAAAGCGAAGGGAAGAAGAGCAGCAGUGGGUCGCAACAGGGAAAUGGGGCUUAGGCUGCUAAUUGUCGGAGGUAUAAGGUGGGAAAAUGGGUGCUGGCAGUGGUGUUUCUUGGUGGUUUACCGUGGUUGA
Lactuca saligna is the source of this 363-nucleotide messenger RNA. The record is from the annotation of a GenBank genome assembly. NCBI's taxonomy places the organism in Eukaryota, Viridiplantae, Streptophyta, Magnoliopsida, Asterales, Asteraceae.